Knipowitschia caucasica is the source of this 603-nucleotide messenger RNA. The record is from the annotation of a GenBank genome assembly. Lineage: Eukaryota; Metazoa; Chordata; Actinopteri; Gobiiformes; Gobiidae.
AUGGUAGUUGUUGGAGGAGCUGUAGUUGUGGUAGUUGUUGGAGGAGCUGUGGUUGUGGUGGUAGUUGGAGGAGCUGUGGUGGUGUUGUUGGAGGAGCUGUGGUGGUGGAGCUGUGGUGGUGGUGGUUGUUGGAGGAGCUGUAGUUGUGAUAGUUUUGUUGGAGGAGCUGUGGUUGUGGUGGUUGUUGGAGGAGCUGUGGUUGUGGUGGUUGUUGGAGGAGCUGUGGUUGUGGUAGUUGUUGGAGGAGCUGUGGUUGUGGUGGUAGUUGGAGGAGCUGUAGUUGUGGUGGUUGUUGGAGGAGCUGUAGUUGUGGUAGUUGUUGGAGGAGCUGUAGUUGUGGUAGUUGUUGGAGGAGCUGUGGUUGUGGUAGUUGUUGGAGGAGCUGUAGUUGUGGUAGUUGUUGGAGGAGCUGUGGUUGUGGUGGUAGUUGGAGGAGCUGUAGUUGUGGUGGUUGUUGGAGGAGCUGUAGUUGUGGUAGUUGUUGGAGGAGCUGUAGUGGUGGUAGUUGUUGGAGGAGCUGUGGUUGUGGUGGUAGUUGGAGGAGCUGUGGUUGUGGUGGUUGUUGGAGGAGCUGUGGUUGUGGUAGUUGUCUCUACAGCGUAA